GGACGCUGCAGCCCUUCGGUCCGUGGUGCGCGAGGUGGUUGCCCCAGAACUCAGUGAAGUGAGGCCGGACGCGGGUCGCUGUCUCCCCCUCCUCCUUCUCUUUGUUACAAAACAACAUCUAGGGAUCUUAUUUGAGACUGACGUGGGAUGACAGCAUGGAAAGGAAACGCCAGGAGAGCAAGAAAACUGUCACCCACGGAGAAGUCCCCCGGGUUGUUGGGCUGCUGCUCGCCAUGGCCCUCAUGAAUGUGUUCCUCUACUUCUGCCUCAGCCAGUUUUUCGUUUCCCCUCGACAGUCCACAGAGGGCCUCCGACUCUGUCCUUACGGUCACUUCAGAAUGGAACAGAUGAGAAACUGCUCACCCUGGUUGUCCUGCGAUGAGCUGAGGACAGAAGUGAGGCAGCUGAAGCGCGUUGGGGAGGGAGCCGUGAAGAGGGUCUUUCUGUCUGAGUGGAAAGAACGUAAAGUCGCGCUCUCGCGGCUCACCAGCCUAGAAAUGGAGGAUGAUUUCAUCCACGGACUUCGGAUGCUGAAGGCUCUCCAAAGCAAACAUGUGGUCACACUGCUUGGCUACUGUGAGGAAGACAAAACCAUUCUUACUGAAUAUCACCCCUUGGGUUCCUUGAUCCACCUGGAAGAAACACUAAACCUUUCCAAGUACCAGCGUGUGAACACCUGGCAGCACAGGCUGCGGCUGGCCGUGGAUUACGUCGCCAUCAUUAACUACCUGCACCGUAGCCCGCUGGGCACACUGGUCAUGUGUGACUCCAAUGACCUCCCCAAGACGCUGUCCCAGUAUUUGCUGACAAGUAACUUCAGCAUUGUGGCCAAUGACUUGGAUGCCUUGCCCCUGGUGAACCACAGCGCUGGGAUAUUUGUGAAGUGUGGACACCGGGAGCUCCACGGGGAUUUUGUGGCUCCAGAGCAGUUGUGGCCCUAUGGAGAGCACAUGCCUUUCCACGAUGACCUCAUGCCCUCAUAUGAUGAGAAGAUUGACAUCUGGAAGGUUCCAGAUGUCUUCAGUUUCCUUUUGGGGCACGUUGAAGGGAGUGAUAUGGUUCGGUUUCAUUUGUUUGAUAUCCAUAAGGCCUGUAAGAGCCAGGCACCUAAAGAUAGGCCCACAGCUCAAGAAGUUCUGGACACAUAUCAGAAGGUUUUACAGUCACUUGGAGAUGCUGUGUCAUCUCAGACGAGAGAAAUGCUCUAAAAACCAAUCUUUUUUGUUAAAGGAUGGGAUUUACAGGCUGAACGGAAGUUAUAGCAGCUGUGUUCUGCUGACACAGGUGUUGGUGUGAGCUUCCUGUUUUGUUGAUUUUUUUUAAAUUAUUUUUAUUUAUUUAUUUGUAAGUGACAGAGAGAUAAAGAGGCAGAGAGAGAGAGAGAGAGAGAAUGGGCAUGCCAGGGCCUCCAGC
Jaculus jaculus (lesser Egyptian jerboa) is the source of this 1413-nucleotide messenger RNA. It is a transcript of the gene Pomk, whose product is annotated as protein O-mannose kinase. Gene Ontology annotation, cellular component: endoplasmic reticulum membrane. The record is from RefSeq and is a predicted model, not a curated record. The transcript has 3 exons. Gene Ontology annotation, molecular function: carbohydrate kinase activity; protein kinase activity; ATP binding. Bases 156 to 1208 code for a protein of 350 amino acids. NCBI's taxonomy places the organism in Eukaryota, Metazoa, Chordata, Mammalia, Rodentia, Dipodidae. Gene Ontology annotation, biological process: protein phosphorylation; protein O-linked glycosylation; carbohydrate phosphorylation.